Messenger RNA from Suillus subalutaceus, 932 nucleotides. RefSeq names its product DUF757-domain-containing protein. NCBI's taxonomy places the organism in Eukaryota, Fungi, Basidiomycota, Agaricomycetes, Boletales, Suillaceae. The transcript has 8 exons. Gene Ontology annotation, cellular component: cytoplasm. Bases 204 to 719 code for a protein of 171 amino acids. The record is from RefSeq and is a predicted model, not a curated record.
CAUGAUCUUAUCAUUAUCUUCGAACCCUAACCCUAAGGUCGUAUAGUCACUUCGGAGGUCACGGACUACCGGCCUUGAUCGUUACUACUCACUGGAAUUGGCACGUUUACUGCCCACGAGCCCAUUCAUGUUCCACAAGCAGUGAUUUCUCACCAACUACUCCAUAGCUCCUAGAAAUAAACCUUUCAAGUCCCAAAAACAUAAUGUCGACUCAAAGCUUUGAUCCCAACAAUGCUCAGAAUCUCAUCGAGAUAGAGAAGCAAUUUGCAGUGAAAGCGGUCGAACAUGCUCAGACAUACUGGAACCUGCUCGAGAAAGUUCCUCCGCGUGCACUCAAAUUGACAAAGCUUGACGACGAGAUAUACGAACAUACCAUGUCGGCGUUCCCUGAGUUCAACGAGGAAAAUCAUGUACAUCUUGUCAAGCUUGACGAGGACUGGCUCAAGAGCGACAUUGGAAAGAAGAAGUGGAGAGAGUUUUGUCAAGUGUAUGAAAAAAAAGUGAAAGAUUACAAUUUUGGGUCUCUCAUCCGCAUGGAUGCAAGACAAGAGUACGGGGAAACAAACACCAUCUUCGUCACCCGAAUACAGUUCUACGCUAUCGAGAUUGCUCGGAACCGACUGGGACUAAAUGACGGAGCACAUGAAAUUGCCAAGGCAGAUGUCGAGAAGGAGAGGUUGAAGAAGGAGAAGGCAGCGAAGAAAAACGGCACAUCAUAGCAUUAUCUUCGCAAGGCUAUAUACUACUCCUCAGUGUCAUGUAGCCUUUGUGAGUAACUCGGCUCCUAACGAUGGGGACCCUCUUGACGAACCUAAUUCACGAUAGCUGUAGAAUUCAUUACAUCUUUACGGGAUUUUCCAGGCCUAGAGCGUUUGCUCGUUCAUAUACAUCAGAUGAUGCAUAAUUCCUUCGUUCCUCGGUGGCAUCGAAGU